Messenger RNA from Acanthopagrus latus (yellowfin seabream), 3391 nucleotides. RefSeq names its product glutamate receptor, ionotropic, kainate 1a (gene grik1a). Lineage: Eukaryota; Metazoa; Chordata; Actinopteri; Spariformes; Sparidae. The record is from RefSeq and is a predicted model, not a curated record. The coding region runs from base 312 to 3002 and encodes 896 amino acids. The transcript has 16 exons. Gene Ontology annotation, biological process: synaptic transmission, glutamatergic; modulation of chemical synaptic transmission; monoatomic ion transport. Gene Ontology annotation, cellular component: presynaptic membrane; plasma membrane; kainate selective glutamate receptor complex. Gene Ontology annotation, molecular function: transmitter-gated monoatomic ion channel activity involved in regulation of postsynaptic membrane potential; kainate selective glutamate receptor activity.
CUUGUGAGGAAAAAGUGGACCCGCGCACCGACCGCUGGCUGGCUUCUCUUCUCCCAUCCGCGUUUUCGUCAAGAGGAUGUGACUUGGACGGAAUUCUUAAAACACUGAAGUUGGAUGUAUUUGACCGGCGGUCGUCGUUUGUUUCCUCUUAUUUGGUGCGACGGGAGUGAUGCCGAGUGGGGAAAGGUCGAAUCGGGGAUGAAACUUGGGUUGCGCGCUGGCACGGCACGUCGGGUGUCCGGGUUGCGCGGGUAGAGGCGGUUCCCCUCUGUCAUGGUGUCAGCGUCCGCGGUGAGUUCGCCUGGAGCACCAUGGAGGGAAGAAAGGGACUUUUCCUCUGUCUUCUCGUGGCGGCGCAGCUCUGCGUGAGCUCGACACAAGUCCUCAGAAUCGGUGGUAUUUUCGAGACCCGGGAGAGUGAGUUAGUGAGCAUGGACGAGCUGGCGUUCAAGUUCGCUGUCAAUAACAUAAACCGCAACAAGACCCUGAUGCCCAACACCACUCUCACCUACGACAUUCAGAGGAUCAACCUGUUCGAUGGCUUCGAAGCUUCGAGACGAGUCUGUGACCAGCUGGCUCUCGGGGUGGUUGCCGUGUUCGGUCCUUCGCACAGCUCCUCGGUCAGUGCUGUCCAGUCCAUCUGCAACGCCCUGGAGGUCCCUCACAUACAGACCCGCUGGAAACACCCGUCGGUGGACAACAAGGACACCUUCUUCAUCAACUUGUUCCCUGAGUACACCGCCAUUGCCAGGGCCAUCCUGGACGUGGUGACUUUCUUCAAAUGGAGGAAGCUGACGGUGGUCUACGAGGACAGCACGGGUCUGAUGCGGAUGCAGGAGUUGAUCAAGGCUCCAGCAAAGUUCAACCUGAAGAUCAAGAUCCGCCAGUUGACCCCGGGCAACCAAGAUGCCCGACCGCUGCUUAAAGAACUGAAGAAAGACAAGGAAUUUUUUAUUCUCUUUGACUGCUCCUAUCGCAUGGCCGCGGAGCUCCUUAAGCAGCUUUCAUCAAUGGGAAUGAUGACCGAGUACUACCAUUUCUUUUUCACGACUUUGGAUUUGUUUGCCUUGGACUUGGAGCCGUACCGCUACAGCGGAGUCAACAUGACGGGCUUCAGACUGCUGAACGUCGAUGAUCCCGGAGUGGCCUCCACCAUGGACAAGUGGGCCAUGGAAAGACUGCAGGGGCCCAAACAAGAGAGUGGCCUGAUGGAUGGGAUCAUGACUACGGACGCGGCCUUGAUGUACGACGCGGUGUUCAUGGUGGCCGUCGCGUCCCAGCGGGCCACUCAGAUGACCGUCAGCUCCCUGCAGUGUCACCGCCACAAGCCCUGGCGCUUCGGCCCGCGCUUCAUGAACCUCUUCAAAGAGGCACAGUGGGACGGCCUGACAGGGCACAUUGUUCUUAAUAAGACGGACGGCCUGAGGAGAGACUUUGAUUUGGACAUCAUCAGCCUCAAAGAGGACGGCACUGCCAGGAUUGCCGUGUGGAACUCGUACAAAGGGAUGAACCUGACGGAGACCAACCGAGACAAGAAUAACAAUGUGACAGACUCUCUGGCUAACAGGACUCUAAUUGUCACCACGAUACUGGAAAAUCCGUACGUGAUGUAUAGGAAGUCCGACAAGGAGCUGGCUGGUAACGACCGUUUCGAGGGUUACUGCCUGGACCUAUUGAAAGAGCUCUCAAACAUCUUGGGUUUUACAUACGAAGUCAGAUUGGUGGCCGACGGGAAAUACGGAGCCCAGAAUGACAAGGGGGAGUGGAACGGGAUGGUCCGAGAGCUGAUUGACCACGUUGCGGACCUCGCCGUGGCUCCUUUGACCAUCACCUAUGUGAGAGAGAAGGUCAUCGACUUCUCCAAGCCCUUCAUGACCUUAGGAAUCAGCAUCCUGUACCGCAAACCCAACGGCACCAAUCCGGGCGUGUUCUCCUUCCUUAAUCCCCUGUCUCCGGACAUCUGGAUGUACGUGCUGCUGGCCUGCACAGGAGUUAGCUGUGUGCUCUUUGUGAUUGCCAGGUUUACUCCAUACGAGUGGUAUAACCCACAUCCGUGCAACCCGUCCUCGACUCUGAUACAGAACAAUUUCACUUUACUCAACAGUUUCUGGUUUGGAGUUGGAGCUCUUAUGCGGCAAGGCUCUGAGCUGAUGCCUAAGGCUCUGUCCACUCGUAUAGUCGGGGGUAUCUGGUGGUUCUUUACCUUAAUCAUCAUCUCCUCCUACACAGCCAACUUGGCUGCCUUCCUCACCGUGGAGCGAAUGGAUGCGCCCAUCGACUCAGCGGACGACCUGGCAAAGCAGACCAGGAUUGAAUACGGGGCAGUGAGGGAUGGAUCCACCAUGACCUUUUUCAAGAAAUCAAAGAUCUCCACCUACGAGAAGAUGUGGGCGUUUAUGAGCAGCAGGAAGAACACUGCAUUGGUUAAGAACAACAGGGAAGGCAUCACCCGGGUCCUGACGACGGACUACGCCAUGCUGAUGGAGUCCACCAGCAUCGAGUACAUCAGCCAGAGAAACUGUAACCUCACGCAGAUCGGAGGUCUCAUUGACUCCAAGGGUUACGGAGUGGGAACACCUAUUGGUUCUCCAUACAGGGAUAAAGUGACCAUUGCCAUCCUCCAGCUGCAGGAGGAAGGGAAGCUACACAUGAUGAAGGAGAAAUGGUGGCGAGGCAAUGGCUGUCCGGAAGAGGACAAUAAGGAAGCCAACGCUCUGGGCGUUGAAAACAUCGGCGGUAUCUUCAUCGUCUUAGCUGCCGGUCUGGUCCUCUCUGUGUUCGUCGCUAUUGGAGAGUUCAUCUACAAAGCCCGCAGGAACGCCGACAUAGAGGAGUGCAUGUCUUUUAGUGCCGUGAUGGAGGAGUUGGGCAUCUCCCUGCAGUGUUACAAAGGCAUCCGGAGGAGGUCGCGACCCCACAGCGGAGCAAGAUCAGCUUGCAUCUUCUGUCAACCCAAGCGCACUCCGAAGAGGGAGGGAGCGAGACGCGACUCCAGCACGUGAGCCGUGGUUCCGAAAAGAACUGAUGGGACUGAGAUCAGAGAGCGCUCGAUCGGUCGCUCUCCACUCCUCGGCUGUUUGUUUGUCGACCGGCAAAUGACACAAAGUUGUUUCCUCGCCACCCCUGUCUUUAAUACUGUAUGUGUAUGAAUUACUCAUUAACCGUUAUACUGUAGGUGUAGUUUACAAAGUCCUGGCCUUGUAUCGACAUGACGAUGUUUAAGCAGGCGACGACGACGUGAAUGGAAGCUCUCCCAUAGCAUAAACCACCACUGUUCCCUCAUGAAUCUGCACACUUCAUAGAUACUCCCAUUGUGUAUAUGUGUGACAACUUCACUGAUUUUCAGAGUAAAAGAUUUUUUGCAUUUUUUAAACCCUUGUCAGAUUUGCUG